Molecule: messenger RNA, 168 nt
Organism: Polychytrium aggregatum
Lineage: Eukaryota; Fungi; Chytridiomycota; Chytridiomycetes; Polychytriales
Exons: 1
Coding region: 1-168 (55 amino acids)
Source: RefSeq, a predicted model, not a curated record
AUGAACCGCGGCCCCAUCAUCCUCUCCAUCGACGAAGCCGAAUAUCUGCUGGACCAGGUGCCUCCGCCGGAGCCCGACGAAGACCCAAUGAUCACCAAGCUCCGGCAGAAGCUGUCCAUGCUGCUGGCCGAGCUCCGCAAAGGCGCCGAGGGCACGUCGAGCAACUGA